This is a messenger RNA of Cotesia glomerata, 910 nucleotides long. RefSeq lists its product as uncharacterized. The record is from RefSeq and is a predicted model, not a curated record. The transcript has a single exon. NCBI's taxonomy places the organism in Eukaryota, Metazoa, Arthropoda, Insecta, Hymenoptera, Braconidae. Gene Ontology annotation, cellular component: cytoplasm. The coding region runs from base 179 to 910 and encodes 243 amino acids. Gene Ontology annotation, biological process: DNA catabolic process. Gene Ontology annotation, molecular function: 3'-5'-DNA exonuclease activity; nucleic acid binding.
UGACAAACUGAGCCCUUGUGGAUCUAGUCAAGCUAAUGAGUCUCUCAAUAAAACAAUUGCUAGCACUGCUCCUAAACAUCUUCAUUAUGGAGGAUCAUCGUCGAAUGACAUUCGAGUAAGUGCAGCAAUAAUCCAUAAAAAUCUUGGUCAUGUAUCUAUAGAUAGUAUUAACAAAAAAAUGAACAAUUCACCUACAACGAAGUCAUCAAUGACAUAUCGAAUGAAAAAGGAUGAAAUUUCAUGCCGACGAAAGGCUCAAGCACAGACGGUUGAGUUUAAAAAACGUCGGAGGCAGCUUUUUAAUCGUAAGACUAAUCAAUGUAAUAAAGCUGUUCGCAAGGAAGGAAUAUGUUAUGAGUCAGGUUGUGGUUUGGAUGUUGGAAUUGAUUUUGUAGACACCGUUACUGUGAAUCCUAAAGUUAAUUUAUCGUCAGCUGUAGUUGUUUUUUUUGAUUUAGAAACAACGGGACUUGAUGCAAGUAAAGAAGUCGUUCAAAUAGCUGCAAAGUACUCUGAUGUAGAAUUUGAUAUUUAUAUCAAACCAGAGCGCGAAUUUUCUUUACAAGCAUCAAAAAUCACAGGGCUUGAGUUGAAAAAUAGUACUUAUAUUGCCAAUUCCAAUCUUGGAAGGGCUCAUUCAAAAGUAAAUGCCGCAAAGAGUUUGUUACAAUUUUUAAAAUCAAUAAACAGUCCAAUCAUUUUGGUUGCUCAUAAUUGUUUUAGGUUCGAUUGUCCAACGCUAUUGAAUUUUAUAAGAAAUGAAGGCCUAUUGAAUGAGUUUUCGGAAUUAGUUGCUGGAUUUGCUGAUUCUUUACCUUUAUUUAAAUCUAAACUUAAAGAUAAACGUGGAACGAAAGCCAGUUACAGACAGGAGGUAUUAGCUGAAGAGUUUUUAAAUGCUAGUUAUUGA